Sabethes cyaneus is the source of this 720-nucleotide messenger RNA. RefSeq names its product programmed cell death protein 5 (gene PDCD-5). Gene Ontology annotation, molecular function: DNA binding. The transcript is spliced from 2 exons. Gene Ontology annotation, cellular component: cytosol; nucleus. The coding region runs from base 96 to 482 and encodes 128 amino acids. Lineage: Eukaryota; Metazoa; Arthropoda; Insecta; Diptera; Culicidae. The record is from RefSeq and is a predicted model, not a curated record.
UUCCGAUGCAUGUUUGGUCUAUGGUGUAGCGCUUAGAGAAUAGUGAAAAAUAUUCGAAUUUUAAAUUUGUUUGCAUAUCAGUAAGCACACAGAAAAUGGACGACCCAGAACUUCAGGCUAUCCGCCAGCAGCGUCUUCAGCAAAUGCAGGGCGGAAAUCCCGAGCAGCAGAAGGCGAAAGAGGAACAGAUGGCCGCCCAGGAGGAAAUGAAGAACUCGAUGCUCUCACAAUUGCUAGAUCAGAAUGCCCGCGCGCGACUGAACACCUUGAAGCUAAGCAAACCAGACAAGGCUCAAAUGGUUGAAGGUAUGAUCAUUCGGAUGGCGCAGAUGGGACAAAUCGGCGGCAAGCUGGACGACGCCUCGCUGGUGAAGCUGCUGGAAAGUCUAAAUCAGCAGAUGCCUCGCAGCACUUCUAGCGUUAAGUUUGAUCGACGACGAGCGGCUAUGGAUUCGGACGAUGACGAUGAUUACGGGAUUUGAGAGCAGGAUGGAUCGACCAUCCUCCUGGUCGGGACGGAAGGAUGUUUGUCGAGAGAAAUUGUGAAUCGAACUUACUAUUACUAUUCAAAUACAGUUAGCAAGCUCGUCGAAUACUCACGUUAUAGCAUAGGCUGAAGGCCAUUUAGAUAGGACGGGCAGUUAACUUGAUUUCGUGUAACAAUACAAGCCGCUUGCUAACAACUAUGCGCCAUUUGAUUGUUUGCAAUAAACUUUUGAA